AUGAUACAAGAUCGGAAAAGUAGAAGAGGAGGAGACACUCUGCCCCUACGGUGCAGCCCAACAUCCAGCCAGAGGGUCUUGCCUUCCAAACAGCCAGCCUCAGCCAUCUACCUGCCUCCCAUCCUGGCGGCCCGGCCCCACCUCCGGCCUGCCAGCUUGUGCCAAGCCCGCGGGGCCUACAGCCGGGAACCAUUCAGGCCUCAAGCCCCCCGAGAUCUGGAGAAGGAGAAGCGAAGACUCCAAAAUAUUUUUGCCACUGGGAAGGACUCAGAGGAACGGAAAAGAAAGCCCCCUCCGGUGCAACAGGAGGACUCGGCCCCUGAGCCGGACCGCUUUGAAGAAUUGGUAAAGGAAAUCCAGGAGAGGAAAGAAUUCCUGGCUGGCAUGGAGGCACUGGGGCAGGGCAGACAGUACCGAGGGAUCAUCCUUGCUGAGAUCUCCCAGAAGCUACGGGAAAUGGAAGACAUUGACCGCAAGAGGAGUGAGGACCUUGGGAAGGCUCUUGCCACCCCUUGAUCUGUCUCCAGAGACAGGGGCAGAGUAGCUCAUCCUGGACCACUGGAGCCCACCCCCUGGCCAAGCAGAGUCACCCCCCGGUCAGCCCACCUACCCUGGCCUUCAGUCACAUCAAAUGGUCAUGCAGCACUGUCCUGGCUCAGGGGACCCUGGGCACACACGGCACCCUAGAAAAUGGGCCAAUCUCAGGGAAUGAGCUGGUUCUCCUCAAGACUCUGCCCAGGGAGCCUGGGUCAGCUGAGCUGCUGAGACCCACAGUCACAGACACAGACACGCACACCACACACACACACAAUCACACACACGACUUCUAGUCUUUUCUCGGGGGAAAAGCCCAUACACAGUGAAGGCAAGGCCCAAUCUCACCAUUUUGGGUGUGUGUCCGAGGGCAUCCAAUGGGCCUCUUCCUCCCCCGCCCCAACACCCACUGUGUGUCCUACAUGUUUUCAGAACUUCGGAAUGAAUACGAUUCCUUCCUUCCUACUUGCCUUAGGACCUACUUAUUUGACUUCUUACAGCCUUAGGCAAAUGUUUAACCACAUGAUUAAUUGGCCAGUAAGACACAUUUAACGUAGGUCAUUACAUACACUGUUUUGUUUUCAGAAGGAUAGACUUAUUUGUUCAAGGAGUUAGAAUUUUUCAAGCACAGAUGUGUUUUAGCUGUUUGCAGAUCUCAAGUGGAAAUGAGAACCAACACUUCUUGAACACCCCAAGGCCGGGCACUGUGUCGGGCUGAAUUUCACUUGGUUCAUUCUCUCAGUAAAACCCUCCGAUGACG
Leptonychotes weddellii (Weddell seal) is the source of this 1294-nucleotide messenger RNA. The record is from RefSeq and is a predicted model, not a curated record. NCBI's taxonomy places the organism in Eukaryota, Metazoa, Chordata, Mammalia, Carnivora, Phocidae.